This is a messenger RNA of Pecten maximus, 1279 nucleotides long. RefSeq lists its product as uncharacterized. The record is from RefSeq and is a predicted model, not a curated record. Bases 860 to 1279 code for a protein of 139 amino acids. The transcript has 2 exons. NCBI's taxonomy places the organism in Eukaryota, Metazoa, Mollusca, Bivalvia, Pectinida, Pectinidae.
AAGCAAAAAAACAACAACAAACAAACAAGCAAACUUAUACAUGAACAAGAAAAUAGGAAAAGAUAGUAUGUUAGCUCGUUGUGUACAUUAUAUACACAUAUAGGCAAGAGUUAAUAUCUAUACAUUGAAAAAGAAAUUUAGAUAUUGAAAAAUAAGUGCUCCCCAAAAUUCACCUGAGCAUAUCAUGUUUUAAAAUACCCGUACUACAAUGCAACGAUAUUCCCCGUUUAGCUGAUUUACUUUUUAAGGAACCGGAGAAAAAUAUCUUAAAAGUACAGAUUUUCAGCAUCCCUGAUUUGUAUAGUCACUGGUCUGUAAGUUUAAGAUGAUAUUCCGUAAAUAAUGUCUAAUGUGAUGUCCAAUAAUGUUGGUUUUAUGCUUUCAAAGGAAUAAUUAAACGCAAAAACUUAAAUAAUAAAAUAUUGACGAAAAACACAUUGUCUCGCUUCGUGACGUCUUCGAAUUUGAGACAAUAACUUAUUCCCUAAAGCCCAUGCCAUUUGUAACUUUCUGUAACUGACUAACAGGAGUGAAAUUGAUAUUAUAUCCAAGAACCGUUCGUACAACAAUUGUAAUGUUUGCGUGUAAAUCCUUUACAAAAGGUCUAGUUCCCCCUACUAAGGCUUGCCCUGUAUAUGGGUUUAUGUGCUUUAGAAGUACGCAGCUGUCUCUGUAGAAAUUCCUUUCUCUUUUCAUAAAAGAAUAAACUACGGGCGAGUUAAGAUUACUUAUCACCAACGUCAGGUUCGCUACGGUCAAUAAACUAAUAUAAUUAUCUAUCCUCAUUAGACAUGCUUACUGAUACUGAUACUAAUCCGACGCCGUUGGAAUUUUAUAUAGGAAAUGUUGUUGGAGUAAGAUGACUUUUUUAACAGUGUUUGCAUGCUCUUAUAUUCUUCCUAGUCGCCGUACUGUCCAGUUUGAUCCACUAACCUACUUCAGCAACGAUCCAUCCAUGCCUUCGCGUGUUCUUCUUCGGCCUUAUACUCGUUCUCAGAAGCGAGCAAGGGAUCUAGAGGGUUUUACUGUAGAACACGUGCCGGACGGAUAUGACAUAGAAGAAACAACCCAUCGAAGAAACGCUCAGAUUAUUGAGAAAGCGAUGACGGGGAAAGCUGUGUCUCGUGCACCGUUGCUGUCCGCCAUUGAGGAAGGCGGCACGAUAACGAGUCUGACCCAGAUUCUGUCCAGCGACGAUGAGGAGGAAGCUGGAGAGUCGGGCAGGAUGGAACUUAUUCCGGAGAUUUAUGAGGAACAACAGCCAGACAUGUUAGUAUGA